GUUUCUGUGAAGGGGUCUCUGAGAAACAACAAUAAGCUCAUUCAAAGCUUGUUUCUGAACAUGUCAGAAGAGCAAGCUAACGGUGAGAACUUGCAGCUCAGUGAGGAGCAGCUGUGUCAGAUAGAAAAGAACAGACGUGCUGCACUGCAAAGACUGGCCAGCCGAAAUGUACCUGUGCCUGUUGGAGAAAGCUGGAGAAGACACAUUGGGACUGAAUUUGCAAAACCAUAUUUUACAAAACUCAUGUCUUUUGUUACAAUGGAGAGGAAAUGCUCUACUGUUUAUCCCAGCCUUGAACAUAUGUUUUAUUGGACAACUUUGUGCACAAUUGAAGAUGUAAAAGUUGUCAUUCUCGGGCAAGACCCCUAUCAUCAUCCAGGACAGGCCCAUGGUUUGGCCUUCAGUGUGCUGAGGCCUAAAUCACCUCCUCCCAGUUUGGAAAACAUAUUCAUGGAGCUAAAAGAAGAUAUUGUUGGAUUCCAGCACCCAGGACAUGGAGACCUGACAGAAUGGGGUAAACAAGGUGUUCUGCUGCUGAACUCUGUGCUGACAGUGAGGGCUCAUCAACCCACCUCUCAUGAGGGUCGAGGCUGGGAGAUCUUCACAGAUGCUGUGGUCCUGUGGCUCAGCAGGAACCUCAGAGGCCUGGUCUUCCUGCUUUGGGGUUCAUAUGCUCAGAAAAAAGGCAGAGUCAUUGACAGGAAACAUCAUCAUGUUCUUGAGACUUCGCAUCCAUCACCGUACUCUGUACAUUUAGGCUUUUCUGGAUGUAGGCACUUCUCUAAAACUAAUAUGUUACUAAAAGCAUCAGGAAAGAAGCCAGUUGAAUGGACAGCUCUCUGA
Molecule: messenger RNA, 843 nt
Organism: Danio aesculapii
Lineage: Eukaryota; Metazoa; Chordata; Actinopteri; Cypriniformes; Danionidae
Gene: ungb
Product: uracil DNA glycosylase b
Exons: 7
Coding region: 61-843 (260 amino acids)
Biological process (GO): base-excision repair, AP site formation via deaminated base removal; base-excision repair
Cellular component (GO): nucleus; mitochondrion
Molecular function (GO): uracil DNA N-glycosylase activity
Source: RefSeq, a predicted model, not a curated record